AACCAGAGCCGGCUAACCGUUUGGCAUCAGUUCAUCUCCAACGAUCCAUCGCAGUAUCCGAUACAAAAUACAAAUUGUAUACAGCUAUAUCGUAUCUUCUGCAACUCAACUACCGCCAUGGCUCAAUUCAAGGCAUGCAUCGUCGGUUUGGCAUUGAUCGGGCUCUGCGUAGCCGAUACAGUCAAGACUGACACCAAGACCGCAACCAAACGAAGCGCCGAUUUGUCAUACGGUCUCCCAUCUGCCUACUCCGGUCUGUCUUCCAGCUACGGUUCUGGUUACGGUUCUGGUCUAGGUCUAUCUUCCGGCUACGCUUCUGGUUACGGUCUGUCUUCCGGAUAUGGUUCUGGUUACGGUCUAUCUUCCGGAUACGGUUCUGGUUACGCUUCCCACGCAGUGCCAGUCAAAGUGAGCCAAUCCGAUCAUGUCGUUCCCGUCUCCGUGCCACAACCGUACGCCGUGCCAGUCACCCGUCACGUACCAGUGUCCGUGCCCCACCCCGUCCCAGUGUCCGUUCCAAGGGCCGUCCCAGUCAGCGUACCACACCCAGUCCCAGUCACCGUCGACCGCCCAUACCCCGUUGAUGUGCCACGCAGCGUGCCAGUCAGCGUACCACACCCAGUGCCAUACCCAGUCAGCCGCCCAGUGCCAUACGCCGUCCCACAACCGUACCCAGUCGAAAUCCAACAACACGUACCAAUCUCCGUCCCAACCCCAGUCAUCGCACCAACUUACACUUCCGGAUACUCUGGCGCUUCAUCAUACGGAUCUCUAGGAUACUCUGGAUCUUUGGGAUACUCCGGCGCUUCAUCAUACGGAUCUCUGGGAUACUCCGCUCCAUCUUUCGGAUCUUCAUACGGAUACUCCGCUCCGUCCUACGGAUCUUCUUACGGAUACUCCGCUCCGUCCUACGGAUCUUCUUACGGAUACUCCGCUCCGUCUUACGGAUCUUCAUACGGAUACUCCGCCCCGUCAUUCGGAUCUUCAUACGGUUCGUCUCACGGACUCUCGUCUCUGUCCUCUUACGGUGGAUCGUCCUUGUCCGGUUUGUCUUACGGACACGGUCACUCCGAAGAAUACAAGAAAUAAUAAUCUUGCCAAUUCUAUAUUGCAAAUCGCUGAAUCAGCGCCGAAUCCGAAACCAACGCAAAAUCUCACUCGUCGCACCCAUCAGCAACCGUCGCCGUCUGUACCGCAGUACAGUUCUAACACUGUCUGCGUUAUUCGCGGAGACGAAACAGCUGCCGCCGCUCAUUAAAUCAUAUUAUUAUUUUAUUAAUACUAUACUGACGUGUAUAUAAAUAUAUAUAUUGUAUAUUAUAUCAA
Messenger RNA from Myzus persicae (green peach aphid), 1326 nucleotides. RefSeq names its product tetra-peptide repeat homeobox protein 1-like. The record is from RefSeq and is a predicted model, not a curated record. Bases 118 to 1089 code for a protein of 323 amino acids. The transcript is spliced from 2 exons. NCBI's taxonomy places the organism in Eukaryota, Metazoa, Arthropoda, Insecta, Hemiptera, Aphididae.